Pseudopodoces humilis (Tibetan ground-tit) is the source of this 771-nucleotide messenger RNA. RefSeq names its product mitochondrial coenzyme A diphosphatase NUDT8. The record is from RefSeq and is a predicted model, not a curated record. Gene Ontology annotation, molecular function: coenzyme A diphosphatase activity. Lineage: Eukaryota; Metazoa; Chordata; Aves; Passeriformes; Paridae.
AUGGCGGGCCCGGGCGGUGCAGGGGACGCGGGGGAUGUGCUGAGCGGCGGCAGCGAGCGGCGGUGCCGGGCGCGGCUGGCGGCGGGAGCGGGGGGCGCGGCGGCGGCGGCCGCGGUGCUGGUGCCGCUGUGCUCGGUGCGCGGCCGCCCCGCGCUGCUCUUCACGCUCCGCUCCCGCCGCCUCGCCGGCCCCCACAGCGGCGACGUCAGCUUCCCCGGUGGGCGGCGGGACCCGGCGGACGGGGACGCGGUGGCCACGGCUCUGCGGGAGACGCGGGAGGAGCUGGGGGUGGCGGUGGCACCCAGCAGCGUCUGGGGACAGCUUCGGACACUGCCCGACCGGCAUGGAAUGACCGUGGCACCCGUCGUGGCCAACCUGGGGCCGCUGGAGGCCUUGACACUGAACCCCAACCCUGACGAGGUGGAGGAGGUGUUCACCCUGCCCCUGGCUCACCUGCUCCGCAAGGAGAACCAGGGCUACACCAACUUCCGUACGGCCAGCGGCUAUGGAUACACCUUGCCUGUGUUCCUCAACGGCCCCCACAAGGUGUGGGGGCUCACAGCCAUCGUCACCGAGCUGACCCUGGAGCUGCUGGUGCCUGGCCGCUACCGCAGGAAGACCCACGUGCCUCCCAGGAAAGCCCCGGCCUGAGCGGGGAGCGGCAGGGGGAGGCUGUGGGGUCCCGUGCCUCGGUUCUCCACCCGUGCACGGGGGACACGGCUCUGAGCUCAGCACUGAUGUCGCACACUGUGAUUCAGUAAAAGCCAUGUU